This is a messenger RNA of Caenorhabditis bovis, 333 nucleotides long. The record is from the annotation of a GenBank genome assembly. NCBI's taxonomy places the organism in Eukaryota, Metazoa, Nematoda, Chromadorea, Rhabditida, Rhabditidae.
AUGUCGUCGAUCGAGAUCACCUCGGACGCCGCCGCCACCUGGGACUGGCCGCUUCAGCACAACGACGGCGUCGUCAAGGUGCACAACACCAAUGACAAAUUCGAGGUCGGACUCGACGUGCAAUUCUUCACGCCCAAAGAGAUCGACGUGAAAGUCUCCGGACAAGAGUUGCUCAUUCAUUGCCGUCACGAGACGCGCUCCGAUUCGCAUGGAACCGUCGCGCGCGAGAUCAAUCGCGCCUACAAGCUUCCCGACGACGUCGACGUCGCCACCGUCAAAUCGCAUCUCGGAACUCGCGGCGUUCUCACCAUCACCGCCGCCAAGAAGGCUUAA